AUGACCCAUACAGAUCAUAGUUAUAACGCGUACACAAAUAAGUUAAAUGCUGACGUGACCGUCCAAACGUCUCCUCUUUUCCAACAUUUAAAAAAAAACGUCAUUUAUAAUUUUCAAUCUAUUUCAGCUGAAAGUUUGGCAGUUUAUUGCAAUAACAAUUCAUCGUGGUUGUCUGUUGCUUCGGAUAUAAAUAUAGAGUUCAGGAGGAUAGACAAGAUUACCAUAGAUACGAAUAGCAUAACAAAGAUUGUAGCCACCGACAACUGGAUAAUUAAAGUGACUUCGUACAAGUGCUACUUUGCGCACCAAAGCGAUACAGCUCUGAUAGUAAAUAAAAGUGACACUCAUGCUCUAUCACCAGACAGACGGGGAGGAGUGCAAUAUGUUAACAUAGAGGUAACUCCUACAAGACCUGGUGCUAGGUCUUUUGACAUUAGAUUGAAUGCAUUGGAUUUCAAGGACUUGCAAGAUAGAGUGACGCGACCAAUCGUGGUUUUGGACAGUGUCGUCUUUCAUCGAACUUUAUUGGAUAGAUUUAUAGAUACAUUUAAGGAUCAAGUAGGUAAAAAUCGAGAGUUUGAAACUGCUCAGGAGUUGGAACAGUGCGUUGGAUGUAUGCAAGUUACGUCAAAUGUGAAACUCAACAAACUCUGUAACGAGUCCACGUCACCUGAUGCCUGUGUUAACUGUUAUUGUCGACCCAUGUGGUGUAUAGACUGUAUGGCAAAAUGGUUUGCUUCCAGACAAGACGAAAUGGCGCCAGAAACUUGGAUGUCUUCCAAGUGCACGUGUCCCGUGUGUCGUGCAAAGUUUUGUAUGCUAGACGUGAGUUUUAUAAAGCCGUUGGAAAAUAAUGACUCUUGAUUGAUUUUUAAUACUUUUAUUUUGUAAAUAUACUUUUAUUUG
Messenger RNA from Copidosoma floridanum, 906 nucleotides. Its product is annotated as E3 ubiquitin-protein ligase TM129. Lineage: Eukaryota; Metazoa; Arthropoda; Insecta; Hymenoptera; Encyrtidae. Gene Ontology annotation, biological process: protein ubiquitination. Gene Ontology annotation, cellular component: endoplasmic reticulum; membrane. The record is from RefSeq and is a predicted model, not a curated record. Gene Ontology annotation, molecular function: ubiquitin protein ligase activity.